AUGGGGACCCUUUUUUACGGCCGAAUUGCCCUGCGAAACCGUCGCCUUCCACUUGCGCUUUGGGGGAGAAGUGUUCCUCGUACGAGAGCGGAUGCCAAUCGCUGUGUUGCGACAUGGAGUCCAUUGGCCACAGCUUUCAAUUCACCACAUCCAAGAGAAGAUCGCUAUUUAAGACCCACUGGUCUCUUUGGGAAGCCAGAGCUAAGUGACACAUCGGGAUUUACUGAGCUGAAAAAUAAGGCUUUAUUUGAAGGAGGCAAAAUUGUCGAUAAUGUCCUCCAAUCUCCCCGCACCCCUCGGUUAGUGGGGCUGUUUGAUAAGCUGUCAGACACUUUGUGUGCAGCUGCCGAUUUGGCUGAGUUUGUAAGAUUGACACAUCCUGAUCAUCGCUUCCGAAGCGCUGCCGAGGAUACUUCCAGGGGAAUCAGUAGCUAUGUAGAGGAGCUCAACACACACCCAGGCUUGUAUCAAGCCCUGGGGAAAAUGCUUUCUAAUGAAGACAAGCGACAGAUGGAUGAAGAAACCAAGAGGGUUGCAGAGUUGUUUUUGUUUGACUUUGAACAAAGUGGGAUUCACUUGGAUGAGGAGAAACGUAGGCUUUUUGUUGAACUCCAGGAAGCAAUCUUAGUAAUUGGUGCACAAUUUUCUCAAAUUGCAUCAAUGCCUGUUCAAGUACCACUGGCUGAUCUUCCAAUGGCAGAUAAACUGAGUGGUAUUUAUCCAGUCAGUGAUGGCCAUGUAAUCAUUGAAUCUGCGUAUUUGGAUUCAAACAAUGAAAAGUUGCGUGAGCUGGUUUAUCUCUCCUGUUUGAAGCCUGUAAAGACCCAGCUCAACACUCUUGACAUGCUUCUGAGUGCGCGGCAUCAACUUGCUCGACUGGUAAACUUCCCAAGUUUUACCCAUCGUGCCCUUACAGGAACAAUGGCAAAAACACCAGAAAAUGUUAUGGAUUUUCUAAAACUUACCGCUAACAUGCUUCGUAAACCAGCAAAGAAGGAAUUGGACAUUUUAACUGGACUGAAAAAACACACAUCAAAAGCUUCUAAUACGGAGCCAAUUAUGCCCUGGGAUCUUCACUAUUAUUCUAGUAUGGCAAAGUAUCAGUCUGCAAAACUCAAUAGCUCAUCUAUAUCAGCAUAUUUUCCACUGGGCGCCUGUAUGGAGGGCCUAAACCUUCUGUUUAAGAGUCUGUUUGGGAUCUCCUUAGAAACCCAAGACCCAGCUGAGGGAGAGCUAUGGUCCCCUUAUGUCCAAAAACUGGGUGUGGUUCAUGAAACAGAGGGUUUGCUUGGUUACAUUUAUUGUGACUUCUUUAAUAGAGAAGAGAAGCUACAGCAGGAUUCACAUUUUACAAUCAGAGGUGAAUAGUGGGGGCUAUAAGGGCAUUAAGGUUAAUAUGUAGUUGUUACAGGGCAGUAGAAAUGUUAUUGGUUGUCUUUACACUAGGCUGUUAAGUAAGACUUAAGAGCUGCUAAGUUUUACUUAACCAAUAAUGCAUGUGUGAUGGCCUAAUUAAAAUCUCAAGUAACUUUACUUUGCAUCUCAUUAAAGUCAGAAAGUUUAAACGAUUCAAGAAAGUUUCAAGUGACUUGAAAACCAUCCUUAAAAUCAACUUACAAACUUGAGGUUUCUAAGCUUUGAAAAAGGCAAAGCAUGUCAAUCAAUCUUAAUUAUGUUGCAUGGGAAAAUAGGCUUAAGUAAACCUGAAGUAAAAAAGAUAGGUUGUGUGUGAAGCUUUCUUUUACUUCAAGAAUUUAAAAUUUACUUGUCCUGAAAUAUUUCUUAGCUUAUUUAGGCUCUAGUGUAAAGACUACCAUUGUAAUUCUCUGCAAAAUGUACUCUCUAUAAGUCGCCCCAUUUUUGGAUUCUGGAUUCCAAGCACUGGAUUCCUGACUCCUUGUUGGUGGAACUUGGAUUAUAGCCUCCUAUGUAGUCAUUCUUAGGGCUUUUUUAAGGAUUGAGGCCUUUAAAAACUAUAAUUAUCCUACCAGGCGGCACAUAUCCAUCUAGCUCAGAUUUUAUUAAUUUUAUGGGAAUAUCCCCCUGGUUAUGGUCCUUUCUUAGUUUUUUAAAAUGAAUUUUUAAAUGAAGGUAUGAUUGUCACAGUGGUAGUUGCACUUUAAGCAAUUGCAAAUAAAGCCAAAACAAAAAAAAAUUGGGUACUUCGAUGGGAUUUGAACCCAUGGCCUCUGCAUUAGCACUGCAGUGAUCUUUUCAGCUAUGAAGACCUAUACAUUGGGAGCAGCCCAAUUUGUUGAGUUCAUCUUAACCCAUGAGAGGAAUGAAACAUGAAGAUGGUGUUAACUGCGGAAAGACAAAUUUUAAAUGAAGAUAAAAUUAUGAUCAUUUCAGUGGUUAUCACAAUUUAAGCAAUAAUAUGUAACUAGACCCGAUUGGAAAUAAUUGCACAGGUUGAAGCCACAAUUUAAAGCCUAGAAUUUGCUAUUAAUCUUUUUUUAAGGGGGUCGUUUACUUGAAGAUGGAUCCUACCAGCUGCCAGUUGUUGUCCUGGUCUGCAAUUUUCCAUUACCUGGUCCCUCAUCCCCUUCCCUCCUCACCCACAACAUGGUGGAAAACCUGUUUCACGAGAUGGGGCAUGCAAUGCAUUCUAUGCUUGCUCGAACUCAGUACCAACAUGUCACAGGCACCAGAUGUUCAACAGACUUUGCUGAGGUCCCAUCAGUGCUUAUGGAGUUCUUUGCAUGGGAUCCUAGGGUGCUAACUGCGUUUGCAAAGCAUUACAAAACAGGGCAGAGCCUGCCCGAUGAAGUAGCUGUUCGUCUUUGUCAGGGGAGGUCCAUGUUUGGUGCGCUGGAGAUGCAACGACAAGUUCUCUAUGCGAUGAUUGAUCAGGUAUAUCAUGGAACACAUCCACUAACUGGUUCAACGACAGACAUCCUUGCUCAAGUACAGGAAGAAUAUACAGUGAUCCCACACGCACCAGGUAUGUUUUGGAUCAAUUUAGGUAAACUUCUGGGGAACUCCCCACCUACCCCUCCCUUUAAGUCAAAAAUACACUUACUUCUCACUUGGAGCAAAAUGUUGGGUUAGGGGAGGGGUAGGUGGGCAGUUUCCUAGAAACCUAAAUUGCUCCCAUGUUUUUACCCCUUUAAGAGAGUCUCAAUGGAGUGAACCGUCAGCCGUCAAACGGCCUAAAAUUUAACCUCUAGCCGUCCAAAAAGGUUAUUUUUUACCGUCAACCCGUCAAAACGUAGAUUAAUAUUGACCAUCGAAAAGUUUUAAGGUAUCUCAAAUUUCACUAUUUCAGCUGAUCUUCACACGGACUUUGGGCUCCUGAAGAAUCUCUAAACUGGAAAACUCAGUUGCCAUGUUCUAAAAAACACACCCUCUGGACAUAACAAGACCUUAUAACUUGCUUGUGUCUAAAAUAUUUCGAAAUUUAAAAGCGAAAGGCCAAGACAACCUCCAAGACACAAAAGCUAAUUUUGAAGUCAGUAACUGAUUUACUUUAACCUUAUUUUACUCUUGGACUUACUUUCUACUUAAUAAUUUUCAACCGUCAAAAGCUCUAAAAUUUAACCGUCAACCGUCAAGCUUAGAAAAAAUUACCCGUCAACCGUCAAAGCUACCACCCCAUUGAGACCCUCAAAAGGGGCUGUUUCACGACUGUCGGGUUCAUUUGGUUAAUAUUAGCAAUUACUCGUCCUUAUUCGCAAGUAACCGUUAACCGACUGUUGGUACUGUUGGUCAACAGUCGGCCGACACUUUUUCCGUUUAUAUUGAGAAAACUUUCAGUCGCCUGUUGGUCGUUUGUCGGCCGACAGUUGGUCGUCUGUUUGCCGACAGUCUACCGACGGACGGCCGACAGAUUUUUUGGGGAGACACUUCAUCAGUUUGGAAUACGUUAUACGUCAUUUCGUGGGGAAACCACGAACCAGUAGUGGCGCCGCAAAAUGUCGGUUGUUUUCUCAAGUAAGUUUGAUCAAUAACGCCACAUGUUUCUUAUUUUAAUACAGGCACAGCCUGGCAACAGAGAUUUAGCCACCUCAACGGUUAUGGUGCUAAAUACUACUCUUAUUUAUGGUCCAGAGCUGUAGCGUCCCGCAUCUGGCAUCAGUGCUUCGCUAAGAAUCCCUUCUCUCGUGAGAUGGGCGAUAGGUACCGUCACACGAUGCUGGCCUAUGGAGGUGGACGAGAACCAAGGCUGCUAGUUGAGGACAUGUUGGAGAAAAAGUUGACAACUUCUGAUCUGGUGCAGUCUCUUUGGGAGGAUCUCAAAGCAUCAAAUCCAUUUUAUCAGUAAACAUUCGGUCUGAACAUUGCGGAGGCUUCGGUGCUUUCCGAUGAAGGUGCUCCGAUGCUUUCCGACGAAGGUGCUCCGAUGCUUUUCGACGAAGGUGCUCCGGUGCUUUCUGACUUCUGACGAAGUGACGAGGAUUUCUACUAUUGCUCAUUUUGGCGCGUGAGUCUGUGUCAGUGUGGUGUCGAAAUUGCACUGUGGGACUUUUUCGUGGCACGAAUUUGAACCCAGUUUCCUAUGAAACUUCGUAAUGGCCGAUAAAAGAAGCUCGAGACGCAAUAGUCCCAUGGUACAAUUCGACAGGGUAUCGGCCCUGUCUCAAACGCACUCAAAAUGCGAGCCGAGACUUCCUUUGCCCAGGGCGGAUAAAAGUUGGGCGAUGAAACAAGCGCUCCGCUUUUCAAGUAAUAGGGACUUAAAGAUAGGAUGACUACGGACUACGACUUCGGUUAAACUUACUACUGCGCAUGAUCAGAACCACGUGACUGUUCAUUGUUCCUACGUAGUCCUGCCGCUCCGGUGAGUUGUUGAGCUGUUUCACGUAGUCGCGACUACGGAGAACAUUCUGUUCGCAUUUUGCUGUCUCGGUAAUUCUAGAAUCUUGUCUUUUCGUAAAAAAGUUUUCAAUUCACCCGCUUUAAUUGAGAGGAAAGCGAAAUAUGUAAGUUGUGUCUAAUUUCUGCUCAGAUCUACGCUUUUAAAAUACUCAAACCACUUAAAGUUGUGACUACAUUUUUAUCUAAAACUAAGCUCAGGCUGCGUGUAAACAGACGCAACAACUCCCAAUAUUGUUGCGCCAACAAUGUUGGGAGUUGUUGCGUGCAUGUUGGCAGUGGUGAGUAAACGGAUGCAACAACUCCCAACAAUGUCGGGGCCUGCAGUGCAUCGUGGGAAGGAUAUAACCCAUAAGUCUUUAUAAACCAUGCGUAAUGAGCGUGCGCGGUCCCAACAAUGUUGGAAGAGCUUUGCAAACGAAUCCAACAUUGUUGCGCUACGCUUCGGUGAUCACGGAACAAAAGAAAUGUUGGGAGUUGUUGGCUGAAUAGUUUGACUGGUUUCAAACUUUGCGCAACAACAUCAAACAACAUGCAACAGGGUGUACAAACGGACGCGACAUGUAACAUCCAACAAUGUUGCGUCCGUUUGCACGCAGCCUUAUAUUUAAAUAAGCUUAGCCGUUUAUACGCAGAAUUCAGAUUGACGGCCGAGAACAGAAAUCAUGCAGGUAAUUUACUCUCUCUUCGCACUUGAAAGUUUCAACGUUUGUUGGAAUUGAUUAGUGUGUCUUUCUACUUGUGUAACCUUUGUUUAUGCGAGUUUUUAUAUCGCUUUUGCUGAAUGAAAAUGAUAUAAACAUCCGUGAGAUAAUCGAAACUCGGCAUAUCGAUACUUCAAACUAAUCAGUAAUCGGAGAAGUCCAUCUUCUAAAUCUAAUCAAUGAACUAUUAUUAUUUCUGUUUAUUUCUUUAACAUUUGACAUAAGUAUUCGUAGGCGAAAAAAUCAGAAAAACUGUGUAACCAAAACUUUGUUCACCAAUUCCACCCGACGUGAUUGCUUCCCCAGUUAUGGGAGAAUUUGCUCAUUAUUCCAAAGAUAAGAUCACUUGUAAAAUACUUGCAUUUCUGUGAACUGAACAUGAAAACAAGAAAAUCUUUGCGUGUUGUUUCCCUCUCCGCCCCUUUUCUCGUGUCUACUGUCUGUAGUGCAAUCGUAACGUUCUAUAUUUGCACGACUCAACCCAGUGCUACAAACAAAGGACAACGCUGUUUCAGCCGUAGUUCGUAGUCCGUAGUCGCCGUAUCUGUUUGAUGCGGAAUAGGACUGGCACAAGCGCUCCUUCCUCGGUUGCGGUGCGCUUGAAGGUCGGCGAAAUUUUCCUUUUUGCAAACCGGAAAUUCUAUUUUCUUUCUGUAAUAUCAGGCUACAGUUUUAAAUAGGUAAAUUUGUUUCAUCAGAAGCAUAUAACCCCGAAGCGUCUAAAUUCCCCUUAUCUGUUUAGAAACAUGCUGGGGUUUUUUAGCCGACGCAGCCGUCCAAUCAGAAGUACGCAAAAUUGUUUUGCCCAAAUAUGGAAUCAGAGCAUUGAAGCUUUGAGCUUUAAACAUGCGUGUCUAUCACCGAAAGAAAUCGUUCCGUGUCAUAAAAGAUUAAUUACAUGUAUGCUUCUAUAAAAUGCAACCCUGGGAAAACAUAAAGAGCCACGAAGUUAUAAGCGGUAUGGCUUGAAAACAUCGACCAGCGACGAAAUAAGACAAGGAUGUUUACAAGCUUUUACAUUUCUUCACGAUUUCGCAAAGCCUCUCGCCGAACUCAGCAAAAUGCGUUUGCAGCCUCUUUGACUGACAAAGAUCAUCCGCAGGCUACUAGCUGCAAACCUAUCUACCUCGGCAAACCAGUUAUCUGCAACGUCUGUUCUCAUUCAGCAAAACCAGCAUGGUGACUACAAACAAAAUGGUAUAGCAAGGUUAGCCUGCGAGCAAGCUCUCCUAUUUGGGCAAGCAAAGCGAGCCUCGCGAGAAC
This is a messenger RNA of Porites lobata, 6782 nucleotides long. Lineage: Eukaryota; Metazoa; Cnidaria; Anthozoa; Scleractinia; Poritidae. The record is from the annotation of a GenBank genome assembly.